Messenger RNA from Podarcis muralis (Common wall lizard), 3143 nucleotides. RefSeq names its product 5-hydroxytryptamine receptor 7-like. Gene Ontology annotation, cellular component: plasma membrane. Gene Ontology annotation, biological process: adenylate cyclase-activating adrenergic receptor signaling pathway; chemical synaptic transmission; positive regulation of MAPK cascade. Lineage: Eukaryota; Metazoa; Chordata; Lepidosauria; Squamata; Lacertidae. Gene Ontology annotation, molecular function: G protein-coupled serotonin receptor activity. The record is from RefSeq and is a predicted model, not a curated record.
AAGAAGGUAUAUUUUUAGUCUGGCUGAAAGGAAACGAUAGCAGGUCAUGCUUUACUUGCAGAUGAAAGACUUUAACCGCCGGCUACCACCAUUCGCUCCAGCGAGGUUCCUGCAAGGCGUCACCACUGGGCUUUUCUCGAUGCUCCCUCGAAAAAACCAGCAAAAGAAGUGUGACAGAAUCGAUUGCACCUUCGUGGCAAUUCUUGCAGCCCUGACAAGGCUCGUUUCCUUCCUCGCGCAGCUCGCCUCCGGCAUUCCAGGUUGCUGAUGCCCUGGCAAGCAAGGAUGGAAUGGGAGAGACCCAGAUUCUCUUUCUGCUCAGGGAAACGAGAAGAGAUUCCCCAGGCUGUUCUCCCUGAGUUUUUGCAGCCGCCGCCAAGAUCCGCCUGGUGUUUCCUUGCCACUCUCUGUGUGUCUGCAGCAGAAUGAUGCUUAGGAGGGGAGGGGGAGAGGGGGGAGAGAGAGAGUUGAGGGAGCUUGCCUCUUUGCAUCUUCUCCUCCUGCUGUGGCAGUUCUUAGCUUGCCCGGGAAAUAGAGGCAGCCUCCAGAGGAUGCAACCUGGAGACCUGCAGCCAUCCUUUUCACUCUUGGAUCUUUCUCAGGGACGCUUGGACCACUGAAAGUCAGGGUUGAAGAGUCUCCAGCAAUUUCAAAAAGGUAAAGGGACUCCGUGCUCCUGGACAGAAGAUGUCCAUCUCAAGAGACCAGGCAAAAGCCAUCUCCCACCUGACAUUUCUCCCUCCUCGCUGCCUUAGAGCGGUCUGCUCGAAGCAUGUUGGUCAGGAUCGGCCCCAGCCCAUUUUCGGAACAGCAUCUUCUCGCCGUGGAGGAUUCGGGUCAGGAGUAUUCCACCCGGAAGUCACCCUCAGCUCCAUUCAUGCCUGAAGGACCCUCCGCGUCCCCUGAGCCAGACCUUCUGCUGCCCGCCAAUGCCACCAACGCCACGGACUGCGGGGAGGAUAUACUGCUGUACGGGGACACUGAGAAGGUCAUCAUCGGGACGGUCCUCUCGGUCAUCACUCUGCUGACUAUUGCGGGCAACAGCUUGGUCGUCAUCUCCGUAUGCAUCGUCAAAAAGCUCCGCCAGCCGUCCAACUACCUGGUGGUCUCCUUGGCUGCGGCUGACUUGUCUGUGGCCUUUGCCGUCAUGCCCUUCGUCAUCAUCACCGACCUGGUGGGAGGGGAGUGGCUCUUUGGGGAGGUCUUCUGCAACGUCUUCAUUGCCAUGGACGUCAUGUGCUGCACGGCAUCCAUCAUGACCCUCUGCGUCAUCAGCGUGGACCGGUACCUAGGAAUAACCCGGCCGCUGACAUAUCCCGUGAGGCAAGACGGGAAGCUGAUGGCCAAGAUGGUGUUCAUCGUUUGGCUCCUCUCGGCCUCCAUCACUCUGCCCCCUUUGUUUGGCUGGGCGAAGAACAUCACGGUGGAACGGGUGUGCCUCAUCAGCCAGGACUUUGGCUACACCGUCUACUCCACCGGGGUCGCCUUCUACAUACCCAUGGCCGUCAUGCUCGUCAUGUACAACAGGAUCUACAAGGCAGCCAAGGCCAGCGCUCAGAAACACCGCUUCAUGGACUUCCCCAGGCCUUACGAGCCAGACGGAGCCUACUGCAUCGAGCCUGGCGUCCGGCGCCAGCAUAGCACCAAGAGGAGCAAGGCCGUGGAGCAAUGCGCCUCCUUGUCCAAACUCCUCCGCCAAGACCGGAAGAAUAUCUCCAUCUUCAAGAGGGAGCAGAAAGCAGCCAGGACCCUGGGCAUCAUCGUGGGGGCCUUCACCUUUUGCUGGCUCCCCUUCUUCCUGAUGUCAACGGCCCGGCCGUUCAUCUGCGGCAGCCGCUGCAGCUGCAUCCCUUUGAGGCUGGAGAGGACUCUCCUCUGGCUGGGAUAUGCCAACUCCCUCAUCAACCCCUUGAUCUACGCCCUUUUCAACCGGGACCUGAGGACUACUUUCUGGAACCUCCUGCGCUGCAGCUACCGCAACAUCAACCGCAGGCUGUCCGCCGCAAGCAUGCACGAGGCCUUGAAAGCCACAGAGAAACACGAGGGCAUCAUCUAAGGCUGCGGGCCCAUGUGGACGUUGGCGUUUAAAAGCGUGGCGGUCGCUCACUGAGGGAGGCAGACCCUCCCUGCGGCUGCCCGCUCACACCAAGGAUUGGGGGCUCACCUGGAUGGGCACCACCAAAGCAGGGCAACGAUUACCCGGUUCCCCUGCAGCUUUGCAAAUAAGUCUAUGGAAGAUGCUAGUUCACAAAAGGACCCAAAUAAAUCUGUGCAUCUAUGGCAGCCGUUUGCGGUAUAAAGGGGAAACAAUAUUUUGCCACUUUCAAGGAUUUUCCUAGGUGUGGAAAUUGGGGAGAGGGGAUUAUAAGAUCCUAGUAAACUCCUUGUAAGGGAGAGGAAAUUAGCUGGCAAGCCAAGCGAGAAUUGUAUAUCCGAGAGGCCGUAGCAAAGUUGCUCAACAGAAGCAUUUCCCUGACCUGACACCCUCCAGAUAAUUUGGACUUCAGCUCCCAUCACCCCUGACCUUUGGCCAUUCCGGCUGGAGCUGAUGGGAGUUGGAGUCUCACGACAUCUGGAAGUCACCAGGAUGAAGAAGGCAUGACAUCUGCUGUGGAGCUCUUAUGUAAUAAUAAUACUUAACAUUUAUACAGUUUUUCACGAGUGCCCAGGGCAUUUCGCAUUCAUUUGCCUCGAUUAUCCUUACCGUACGACGCGUAAGGAUAGUCAUAGCCACUAGGGACUGAGAGAGUGGAAGCGGUUUAUGUUAACAGACCAUAGAUGAGGCAAGAUCUCUAUGUAGGGCUCUUCGUUUUCAUGGGUGCACACACUGACCAAGUGAGGACUUCGAUUUUGAGUAUGGAACCCAGCAUGCUGAGAUGCUCUUUCCCUAUCUGAAAUAAAAACAAAUAGACAAGUUUCUAGUCCUUUGGCUAGAAAGAGAAGGCAAAAAGGGAAAAGGAGCAAAAAUUUCCAAGGGACCUGACAUUAGCACCUUGUGCCUCACUAUGGAGGAGAGAAGUGGAGCCAGGCAGUGUGUCCAUCUUGGCCAGCAAUGUCUGCUCUGACUGAAUCAUAGAAUCAUAGAGUUGGACUAGACCACAAGGGCCAUCGAGUCCAACCCCCUGCCAAGCAGGAAACGCCAU